AUGCGGCCCCUAAUUGUACUUAUAUCACUCGCUUUUGUGUCUCCAAUUUCUGCGGAUUGUCUGCAGGGAUGGGUCGAGAUUCCGGAGGAGAAUACUUGUAUUCUUAUGAGUAAAAUGGAUUUGGCGCAUCUGCAAGCACUACGAAAUUGUCAGACUCUCGGAGCAAGUUUGGUCAAGAUUGGCGAUGCUUUUAUGAAUACAGCUAUCGCUAUCGAAGCGAUGACUUUCGAAAACGGACGAAAGACGCUGAUUGGAAUCGAGAAAAUGUCGAGCGGCGAAUGGGCCUAUUCAGAUGGUACCCAAUUGCAAUAUUCAAAAUGGAAGUCUGGGGAGCCAAAAGCAAAUGCCAGCUGUGCAGCCAUUGAUCCGACGACCGCUUUCUGGGAGACGGUCGAUUGUGGAGUGAAAAUGCCGUAUGUAUGCGGGAAACAAGAUAAAAAUGCACCUUGUGACCUGGGAUGGAGCUACUCGGAAGAAUCCAAUGCAUGCUAUUGGCUCAAGGCAAGUCCG
Molecule: messenger RNA, 510 nt
Organism: Mesorhabditis spiculigera
Lineage: Eukaryota; Metazoa; Nematoda; Chromadorea; Rhabditida; Rhabditidae
Source: the annotation of a GenBank genome assembly